CUUGUUUCAGUCCGCCGUAUGUGCCCAACACACAGAUACUUAUGGAACACUCAGAUAAUCCACUCCAGGCACCGUUAUCAACUGGUCGACAUGAUUACCGUUCUGGUGAAUCAAUUCAAAUCGCUUGUAUCCCUGGUUACGAGGAUCUCAAGCGACAUUCGGUGAAAGCAACUUGUGUUGGUUCAACAUGGCAGCUUGACGAGUUGAAGUGUGAACGUGUAUCAUGUGCUCCACUCCGGGAUCCACCACACGGUUAUGUUGUCUACAAAACGGAUCUGCAAUACAAAGCGGAGGCGUUGUCCGCGUGUGUGGAGGGAUUUAUGGCACAGUGUGCGGGCACAGGACUACCAAAAGAAUCGGAUGCAGGUUGUCUUCGAACUUGUCAGGCGAAUGGCCAGUGGUCGGGUAGCGACGUAGUUUGCUUGCCCGUAACAUGUCCUACACUGGAUCCACCAGAGAACGGGGUACUCUCCGCAUACUCCACGGAAGUGAAUGGUGUUGUGCACAUCCACUGCAAUCAAGGCUAUGAGAUAACAGGUUCGGCGAAGAGACAGUGCCAAACGAACGGAAAAUGGGAUGGCGAGAAACCGAGAUGUAAAGAACGUGACUGCGGGCCACCACCACUAGUCACAAACGGAAAUGUUUCGUUUCACACCACAAAGUACGGAAGUAAAGCCAGAUUUGAAUGUGCUGCUGACACGACUCCCUCUGCAGCACUGACCGAGCUCAUCUGCGGAGUGGGCAACAAUGUUACUUCCUGGUUACCAAAACCAAUGCCAUCGUGUAAUCGCCAUUGCUACCUCUUCACCGUGGAUCAAGGUGAGGUGGUUUUGUUACAUGCCCCAAACACUCCUUCGCAGCGACUGAUCCCCAUAACGGCGGACGCGUAUAGUCGACUCGAUACAUUGGCCGGAGUCAGUAAUACGCCCGACGCGCAGGGAAUUAUUUUGCCAAAUGGGCGAGUGCGACAUGGAUCCCAGCUAAACGUUUCUUGCCACAGUGGAUUUGAGCUGGCCGGCUCACAACCUUCGACAACCACGUGUAUCGACGGAGUAUGGAGCUUUCGAAUCAAAUGCAUUCCUGGUUAG
Molecule: messenger RNA, 1088 nt
Organism: Dicrocoelium dendriticum
Lineage: Eukaryota; Metazoa; Platyhelminthes; Trematoda; Plagiorchiida; Dicrocoeliidae
Source: the annotation of a GenBank genome assembly